GGUCCGCGAGGCGCCUCGGCACCGAGCACACGCGCGGCAGCACCAGCGACGGAGGAGCAUUAAGACACAGUCCCGACCAGGGACACCCGGGGUCCUACACUGUCCCCUGUCCGAAGCGCACACCGCCACUGGAUACACACAACGUAAAAAGGAGGGAAAACAACGCAUUUUUAAGUGCACCAUUACCGUUUGCUUUCAACGCCAGGUAUUUAAGAAGUGCGUUUACGGGGAAGUUUGCUACUCACAGCGGCAGUUACUGGAGCAUGAAAGCCGGUGUGUAGAGGAGAGCAUCAGUCUAAACUUCACUGACUUCAUAAGCUUGCUUUAGACUUUUGAAUUGUUCUGAGUUUUUUUGUACCACCUGCAGUUAUUUUCCAAAAGACGCUUGUUUUAUUGGACCGUGUUUUCCUCUGUUCCUCAGGGACUCGACAAAAACCUUCCAACUUUGUAAAAAACAUUACGCUUGUCUGAGUGGUUUCAGACAUUCACAGCGAUAAGAGAAGAAAGAAAGACGAAGGGAAGGACAGAGGGAGAAGUGGAUGUAUUUCCAGCCAUGGAUGUAACAGUUUACCCGCCUCCUCCUCAGCCCCUGGCCGCAUCAGACCACACCAGGCUGGGGCAACUCUCCUACCCUGACCCGGCCUUUGGGACCAACAAGCUGGAUGGGGACACCAUGUUCUUGGGUAUGCCAGAAGCAGGCCUUGACUUUCCCUCAGCCAAUCAGUUUCGUGUGCCACAGCCCCCUCACCCUCUCAGCAAGGUGACGCCACCCAACCCGCCCUCACAGCACUGGAGGAGGGACACACACAUGGCUGACACACAUCGUCUGCCUUGGUCCUACUCAGUGGGUGGUUUGGGUGACGAGGACUUCAACAUCCCGCCCAUCACUCCCCCCACCCUGCCAGACCACAUGCUACCCCCCCAUCUCCCUCACGAUUCCCGCUCUGGACCGUACCACCCUCUGGACCCCCCCUCCAACUCAGCUCCACACCACCCCUACCAGCUGCAGGGCAUGGAUCUGCCUGGCAUGCCUGGGAACCAAGAUGGAACUGCUAUGUUGAACCAAGAUGGUGGCACGUUCAGUCCAGAUAGCGGCCCAAUGACCAGUACACUGUCUGUGAUGCAGCAGAUGGUGAAUUCUGAUUCUCGGUUUACCAGCAGCCAACAGCCAAUUGAAGCUGCGCUUGGACCGAGGAGCCAGUCAGGCAUGAACCAACAAAGUCAGUUGUCCACCAUCAACCAAUCCCAGCUGGGGCUGAGCGGGAACUCUGUUACCCAUAAUUCUCCUUCACCUCCUGGAAGUAAAUCCGCCACGCCAUCCCCCUCCAGUUCAGCACAUGAGGACGAGAAUGAUGAUGGACUCAGGCUGGGCAGUGGAGGAGAGAAGAGGCCAGCAACAGUGGACAUCUCCAAGAAACCCAAAACACCAAAGAAGAAGAAGCGAAAGGACCCUAAUGAGCCAGUGAAGCCAGUGUCUGCCUACGCCUUGUUCUUCAGGGACACCCAAGCCAACAUCAAGGCCCAGAACCCCAACGCCACCUUUGGGGAGGUGUCAAAGAUUGUGGCCUCCAUGUGGGACGGUCUGGGAGAGGAACAGAAACAGGUGUACAAGAAGAGGACAGAGACAGCUAAGAAGGAGUAUCUGAAACAACUGGCUGCCUACAGAGCCAGCCUGGUCUCACAGAGUUACAACGAUCCAUCUGAAAUGAAGCCACCCCACUCUUCCUCCACAUCUUCCUCUUCCUCUACCUCAAUGUUCACACCCAAACCUUCAGUGUACUCCGGUCACCCAGGCCAGCACCAUUCCUCCAGCUCACUUGCCCACCCUCACCCUCUCCCUCCCCACCAGCACCCGAGCAUGUACGUGCCGUACCCUCACCCAUCACACCCUUCCCACGCCUCAAGCCCUGGCCUCAGCCCACACCUGCCCCCUCCUCACACCCAGAUCCACCCCCAGCUCCAGGCUCUGUCUUCCAGAGGGACCGUGCCUCGGCCCAGCGUCCCCCACCAGGGAGCUCUGUCCCUUGGCAACAUGGCAGCGGCAUCCACCCCUCCUCUCCAGGUCAGCCCUCCCCUCCAUAGCCAGGCACACCUGGGUGGGCUGCACAGUCCACACCAGCAGCACCAGCAGCUCAGUGGACACUCACUGGGAAUGACACACUCGCCUGCUAUCACACAGGGCUACCACCCCUCUCUCCAGUCUGACUACCAGUCAAUGGGAGGAGGUAUGAUUAAUAGUGGAGCAGUGAUGUCAUCAUCAGUGGACUACCAUCAGAUGGGUCGACACACGCCUAACCACCACCACCCGUCUCUGGACUGGAGCACUGAUUACCAUGGCAAUGGCAGUCUGCAGAGAGACAAACCUCUCUAUCUGAGCUAAUCUCAGGACAACGUGACACCAAACUUCAACCAAGCCCUUCUACUGCCACACCUCUAACCUCAUCUCUACAUGAACCCAGGCCAGCCUCGUCCAACCAUGACCAACCAAGGACUUAACCAACAGACCACCUACACUUGAACUAAACUUGGGUUCAGCACUUCUAACAAAAGCCCAAUCAGUAGAAUAAUGGGACAUUUCUGUGUAUAACUACCACAGAAACAAUAGGCCAGUGUUAAAAACAUGAAGGAAUAUUUUCCACCAGUUUCUGCGGGUCCCAUGGCUGGGCUGAUGUCUGUUAUGGCUGUAUCUUUUCUACUGACCAUUUACAGCAUAAGACAUGCUAUGCUUUGAAUUGAAGUUGUGUAUACCAGUGAGGAGAGGUGGGCGGGUCCUGUGCUGUGAACCAUGAUAGUAGGUGUAUAUACUCCAACCUCCCUCAGUAAGGGAUAUUCUGUCUAAUUUCCUGUCUGCCCUAAAAAGUUCAUAUAUAGUUCCUCAUUUUGUAAAGAUGGUGUUAACCGUCAGUUCCAAAAGGCUCUGAAGAGCAAGUGUAAAUUGCUGUAACAUAAUAGUUGAGCUGUCAAUUUAAAGCCAAUUGAUUUUUGGUCUUUCACCUUUUAGUUGCUGUAUCCUUCUAUGCCCAAAGUCAAGAGAACACAGCACACAGGUUGAUCACCAAAUAAUACACAAAUCAUUUCCCCGCUGGUUCUUUAAUUAUAUGAAUAUAAGCUUUUGAUUUGAUGCAGUAUGGUCUGAAGUCCCACACACUGUAGAGACAGAAGACUUAGCAGUGUUGAACAGAGUAGUAACGACUGAGCUCACACUGCUUGAUUCAGCUGAAGACAAAUAAGAGAAAGAGGUGGAACAGCACCUGAAGCUGUUUGUCGCCUCUUUAACCAGGCGCUGGCUGUGAAUAAUUGUGUGUACGAUUAAAGAACUUUCAUUGUUCUCUUGCAGUGAGGCUCAGAUCUGCAGGGUAGAAAUUCAGUGUAUUUUAGUCCUUGAAAUGAUGAAAUGUCAAAUAAUUCUUUGUUGAGGAAAAAAAAAACAAAAAUACUCCUUUGUACAAUGACAGCUCCUCCUCCUGGCAUAUGUCUGUUGAUAAUAUUGAUUUGGAUCCAAACUGUGCGUGUGUGCGUGUGUGUGUGAGCGAGAGAGAGAGAGAGAGAGAGAGAGAGAGAGAGUGUGAAGUGUUAAUGAGAAGGCAGAGUGGUUGAUUGGGUUGCAUGGUCUCUUUUGUCAUCUCUAUUUCCCUGUGCACAGAGGCUAUUUAAGAAUCUAUAACUGUUGCUGGGUUGGCUGUGUUUUAAUGUUGUUUUUUUUAAUCAAAUCAAGUUUUGUUUUAGUGUUGAUGAUGAUGAUGAGAGACACAUCGCUCUCGCUCUGUAUCUCUUUGUAUUAAUGUGUUUUUUGGCAGAUGAAAGGACUCUGGGCAACAACAACCAUGAAGAUUUUCUUAUUUUUAGAUUCUAAUAAUGUGUUUGAGAAUAAAGUCAGUGCUGCAUUGAUGUGCAGUCAUUACCUGC
This is a messenger RNA of Epinephelus fuscoguttatus (brown-marbled grouper), 3906 nucleotides long. It is a transcript of the gene tox, whose product is annotated as thymocyte selection-associated high mobility group box. The record is from RefSeq and is a predicted model, not a curated record. Bases 554 to 2380 code for a protein of 608 amino acids. Gene Ontology annotation, biological process: leukocyte differentiation; regulation of transcription by RNA polymerase II. The transcript is spliced from 10 exons. Gene Ontology annotation, cellular component: nucleus. Lineage: Eukaryota; Metazoa; Chordata; Actinopteri; Perciformes; Serranidae. Gene Ontology annotation, molecular function: chromatin DNA binding.